CUUCCAUCUUCAACCACCACCAACUCAUCAACUUCAUCAACGCCGCCCAUAAGUACCAUCAACCACCGCCAAACCAAACCUCCUACCAUCACCACCAUGCCCCUCCCAUCCAACAGAGACCUCGCCUUAUCCACAAGCUCAGACGUCGUCCUCGCAAGCACUAUUGUCUGGAUCUUCGCGAGACUACUACAUCCCAGACCCGCCUUGAUCGUGGCCCUCUGGGUCCUGAUGACUUACGCCUUGGACCUUGUCGAUGUCUACGAUGGUGCUCAAGAGUUCGGCUGGGUGACGGCGCAUAAGAAACUUGUGGUCUGCACUGCUAUUCAAACAUUUUCGUUCUCGUUUGCUGUCUGGGUUAUUUUUCGGCGAGAGAUGGGGAGGAUCUGAUAUGGUGCUUUAGCUACGACAAUUACGAUGAAUAUACAAUACUGACGCGAGAAAGUUAAGUGAUCUUGGAUACAUUACGAGGGAUUUUCCAUGGGAGGAUAACUUGAUGUGGCGAGAGGAGUAGAAGGACUGGACAGUCAUCAAAAUUGUCGUACUGUGGUCAAACCAGUCACAAGAGCAAUUUAUAUUGAUGGACUGUGUUUCCAAGGAUGAGAAUGCUAUUUCAAUAAUAUG
Molecule: messenger RNA, 621 nt
Organism: Aspergillus ruber CBS 135680
Lineage: Eukaryota; Fungi; Ascomycota; Eurotiomycetes; Eurotiales; Aspergillaceae
Exons: 2
Source: RefSeq, a predicted model, not a curated record